This is a messenger RNA of Gigantopelta aegis, 2938 nucleotides long. Its product is annotated as rho GTPase-activating protein 32-like. Bases 92 to 1927 code for a protein of 611 amino acids. The transcript has 17 exons. Gene Ontology annotation, biological process: small GTPase-mediated signal transduction. The record is from RefSeq and is a predicted model, not a curated record. NCBI's taxonomy places the organism in Eukaryota, Metazoa, Mollusca, Gastropoda, Neomphalida, Peltospiridae. Gene Ontology annotation, molecular function: phosphatidylinositol binding; GTPase activator activity; protein binding.
GUGACAUCACGUCAUCCGCGAAAGAACUUUGUAGUUGCCAAAAUUCAAAUUUUAUACAUUUCUAAACAUAUUUGCAGCCUAACCAGAUAGAAUGUGGAGUAGAGUAGGUCACCAUUAUUCAAACUUUAUGCGUUGGCGUCAUAAAAAGCCUGACAAUCCUAGACUAAAAGCAUACAGAACUGUAAUUAAUUUCAGCCCACUUGAAGGAACAGCUCGUUUUCCCAAAUUGGAAGAUUGUUCCCACUUCCACUAUGGUUUGGUUGCAUUCAGAGAACUUAAGUUGAAACUCUGUGAAAAUGACACCGACAGAUGUCAGCACAGUUAUCAUGAUACAAAAGAACAGACUUACUUGGUUGAAGUAUCAUCAGCGAAAAAAACUUGGACAGUUUGCCGGACCUACAGUGACUUUUGUAUGCUUGACUGUCGACUUCAUUUGUGCGUUUAUAACCGAAGGUUUAGUGACUUGCCAGAACUUGUGCCAGAAGAACAAAGUAAAAAAUCUAAGCAGGAAUUGGUGGAAUUAUUGAGUCAGUACCUCAAUCGAUUUUCAAGGCUUGCCACCUGUUUAAUAAACUGUGGUUUAGUUCUCAAAUGGCUGGAGAUUGAUAACCUUGGCAACCGGCUGGUAACAAUGGACAACGGUGGCAUCAACACUCCAGCUGUUGCUGUUGCCCAUGUGAUCAAACGUUACAAUGCUCAAGCUGUAGAUGAGAUAUCACUUGAGGUUGGCGAUAUUGUAUCAGUUAUAGACAAGUUUCCCUCUCAUCUCACAUCAUGGUGGCGAGGAAAGAAAGGCUUUGAGGUUGGUUUCUUUCCAACUGAAUGUGUAGAAAUAAUGGAAGACACAAUUCCUCCUUUUGUUGCAUCAAGAGUACUGAAACCAUCCAUUGUAAGAGAAAGAUCUUCUCGUAAGCGAGGAUUGCUGAGAAAAAUAUACAGGACAUUUAGGUCAAAUAAGAAAGUAUUUGGAAGUGACCUGACAGAAUAUCUGCUGAAAUCAGGGUGUGAUGUGCCAGCAGUGGUGGAGAGGUGUACAGAAGUUAUUGAACACUACGGUAUUGUCGACAGUAUUUACCGCAAAGCAGGAGUAAAAUCAGAUCUCAAGAAACUCAGGCAUGAGUUCAACAAGGGUCAUGAUCCUGAUCUGGUGGCUGAAUCCAGGAGCAGGAUUCAUACUAUCAGCUCCCUACUGAAGCUGUAUUUCCUCGAACUGCCGAAUCCACUUCUCACACACCAGCUGUAUGACAAGUUUAUUGAUGCGAUUCGUAACGAGAGAAACAAAUUGACAAACUUACAUAAUGUUGUAAAACAACUUCCAUUGCAACACUUGAGAACUGCUGAAUAUUUAAUGAGGCAUCUGGCUUAUGUAGCAGAACGUGACAUGUAUACUAACGUGAAGUUGAAAACCAUGGCUUUCAUUUGGGCCCCAAUUCUUCUCAGGUCCAUGGACAUGGAGCUGGAUGUGAUGGCUGAUCCAAAGCAGAUGGGUGUCGUUGAAUGUCUCAUCUGCUACAGCAGUGUCAUCUUCAAUGAAAAAGCGGCGCUGUAUUCCAUGUCUGAAUUUCACACAAAUAAAGCAAAGCCUGACAUGAAGUUGUUAAAUAUGUCCAAGUCGGAACGUGUGAUGUCCUUAGAACAGGCGAGACAGAAGAAUGAGAUUAUCACAUCGGCCCUCGAUCCAACUCAGGUGUACAUCAGUGUGCCACUCUACCACGACAGUUUCAAUAGCAGAGAGGAAACUGACAAAGAAAGCUCCAUUUCAGAUCGUGCUUUUCCAUGUAUCGAACUCUUAAACAUCAAUAACAACUUCUCGCUGGACUGUGAUGAUAACCUGCAAAACAGUGAAGCAUGUUAUCAGUCUACAGAUUUACUGGUGUUGCCUGGCGAUCUGUCAUCUUCAUUUUCCACAUUACGCACAUUUAUUUGAAUUGUUUGACUUGUAACAGUCAGUUACAACACAGUCUAGUCAGUUCUAGAAUGAUCGUUAUCCGUCAACAAAACAGAACACCGUGCUUGCUUGCCUCAUGAAUGGAAGAUAAAAUCAUCAAUUUGGUCAAAAUGACCCCUAUUAGAAAUUGGGUGUCCGGCACAACAAGUCUUGUAGGUAGGGUCAACAAUGUACUCAGCUGGCCGUUUAGGCCCAUAUGUUCCUGUUAAUGUAAUAUUUUUAUCUUUAUAGUUAUUAACUACAGCAUUUGUGAGAAUGUAGAAACUUUAUUUCUGAAGAAUAAAUAUCUUGAUCUGUAUGGCAGAUAUCGGAUAAGAGAUGAACUGAAGGGAAACCCCCCCACUUAAUUCUUUUACUUAUUUUCACUAAAAUAUUUUUACAUUUUAUCUUAUGCUAGACUCAGACUGUCAACUGUCAUGACAAAGUUGGCCAAUGACAGCUGCGUUGUAAUUUAUUCUACUCCCUACUUAAGACGGGUGCACUCAGACUAGCAACUAGACAGUCAUAGAAGUCAUGAGAGCAGAAAGUUGGCCAACUUUGUUGUGGCAGUUGGUAGUCUGACACUAGCAUUAUGUGAAGUAAGUUGCCCCCACUGGGGUUGGGUUUUUCUUUUCUUCAGAUUUUUCUGUGGGGGCGGGUUGGGUGGACAGUAACUUGCAUUUAAUUCUAGCUAUACUGUUACUUAUAUUGUAUAUGUUCUUCUUUAUGUAUUGUAUGUUACUAAGUGUUUUAUUAUUUACCAUUGAUACCAAUAUUAUCACAGACCUUAGUAGAGGACCUUGAAGUGAAAAGUAUUAUAUUAAGAAUUGCUUGGUAUUAAUUUAUUAUUAUUAUAUUAUACUAUUAUUAUUAUUAUGUUCUCAACUAUUGCUUGGGUGUAUUUACUAUAUACAUGUAUAUUUACACUAUAUUUCCAAUGUUAUUUGUUUUAAAUGGAAACAAUUUCUUACAUUUCAAAAGAUGUGUGAAUAAUAAAUAUAUUUUAUGCAA